CAGGGAUGAAUCUUAUCUCUGAUAAGCGGAAAAACGAGUUCUCCGGAUAAGCCCAAAAUUUCUUGGGAGCCAAGGUGAAGGAAAACAACGGAUUCGCGAUCGGGAAUUGGGACGACCGACCACAUCGCCGACAUCAAUCCUCGCCAACAUGUCGAAAUCCACCACUGUUGCGAAGGCCGCCGAUGCCUCGGUCCCUGUGGACCCCGAGCAGACCCUAAAGGCCUGCAAGGCGCUUGUCGCCCACAUUAAGAAGUCAGCCGCCGAACCACGCGACGACGGCAAGCAAAACCUGCUCGGUGACGAGGAGACGGCGGUCGCCGAAACGCCGGUUUGGCUGACGCUCACGACGAAGAAGCACAUUCACGAUUCUCACCGCCUUCAGCCCGGCAAAAUCGUCCUCCCCAACCCUCUCAACACCAACGAAGAGCUCAGCGUCUGCUUAAUAACAGCCGACCCCCAGCGGUGGUACAAGAAUGCGGUUGCCGACGAGUUCCCCGAGGACCUGCGGGCCAAGAUCGGCCGGGUGAUCGACAUCAGCCACUUGCGGGCCAAGUUCAAGGCGUAUGAGGCGCAGCGCAAACUCUUCAGCGAACACGAUGUCUUCCUUGCCGACGAUCGAAUCAUCAACCGCCUCCCCAAGGCGCUCGGCAAGACUUUCUACAAGACGACAACGAAGCGGCCCAUUCCGGUCGUUCUGAUGGCGCCGAGGGAGAAGGUUGACGGCAAGCGCGUCGCGGCGCCCAAGGGGAAGAAGCCGAAGCGCGACCCGACCGAGAACAUCAACGCCCGCCCAAUCCCCGAGAUUGUUAACGAGGUCCAAAAGGCCAUUGGCGCCGCGCACGUCCAUCUCAGCCCGUCCACCAACACGGCAAUCAAGGUCGGGUACGCCAACUGGGAGCCCGAGAAGAUUGCGGCCAAUGUCGACACAGCAGCGCGUGAGCUGGUCGAACGGUUCGUUCCGCAGAAGUGGCAGAACGUGCGCAACUUCUACGUGAAGGGCCCCGAGACGGCCGCCCUGCCUAUCUACCAGACGGACGAGCUCUGGCUCGACGACUCCAAGGUGGUCCCUGAGGGGCAACAACCCCCCAGCGCGCUUCCGGGCAAGGGUCAGAAGGCGAUUGGCGAGAAGCCUAACGUUGGCAAGAAGCGCAAGUCGCUGGAUGCGGAGCCCGAGCCGGCGGCGGAAGAGCCUGUCAAGGAGGACCGGCCGAAGAAGAAGGUCAAGAAGGCGGUGCCCGAGAGCAACGACGACAAGCUUGACAAGGAGAUUUCCGAGCGUAAGGCCAAUCUGAGGAAACAAAAGAAGGCGGCUGCGAAGAAGGCCGAGAUCUAAGGAGAUCAGGAUGGACUAUGGAGGCAGGAUUGCGGCUGUUGUGUUUGGCAGCUUCGCUCGGCUUUGCAUCGUGCUUGGAGUUUUGGAGUCUGGGAAGUGGAAAAGGCGGACAUUUAGCUGUGAGAAACAUACCUGGGCCUAGAGGCUGCUAGAUUAGUUGUCGAGUUUACGUUUGAUACUCUGGUUCACAUUCU
Molecule: messenger RNA, 1527 nt
Organism: Chaetomium fimeti
Lineage: Eukaryota; Fungi; Ascomycota; Sordariomycetes; Sordariales; Chaetomiaceae
Product: ribosomal protein L1p/L10e family-domain-containing protein
Exons: 2
Coding region: 149-1333 (394 amino acids)
Biological process (GO): maturation of LSU-rRNA
Cellular component (GO): cytosolic large ribosomal subunit; 90S preribosome
Molecular function (GO): RNA binding
Source: RefSeq, a predicted model, not a curated record